This is a messenger RNA of Drosophila rhopaloa, 3820 nucleotides long. It is a transcript of the gene sxc, whose product is annotated as UDP-N-acetylglucosamine--peptide N-acetylglucosaminyltransferase 110 kDa subunit. The record is from RefSeq and is a predicted model, not a curated record. Gene Ontology annotation, molecular function: protein binding; protein N-acetylglucosaminyltransferase activity. The coding region runs from base 272 to 3430 and encodes 1052 amino acids. Gene Ontology annotation, biological process: protein O-linked glycosylation. NCBI's taxonomy places the organism in Eukaryota, Metazoa, Arthropoda, Insecta, Diptera, Drosophilidae. The transcript has 10 exons.
UGUUUCAAAUUUUUCAGAAAUUCUUGAGCCAUUAAAAGUCUGCAGAGAAAUUUCUUCGCUUCACACAAGUAUAUAUUGUUUUAAUAUAACACCUGAGUAAAUAUUGAAUAAAAAUAUAAACGUUGUUUUAAAUUGUUCAAUCAUGUUAUUUACAUGAUUGGAUCUCUUGACCCAAUUUACAAUUGCUCUAUCUAAGGGUGGCUUAUUGAUUUUAGUCAAAAUUGUAUCAUCGUUGGAUGUAAAUGUAUGUGGAACCAACUAUAAAACAGAUAUGCAAUCUCAAGGACAAGGUCAACAACUAUCGCAGCUGCAACCAGCGAACCAUUCAUUAUUACAACAUCAGAAUGUAACGGGAAGUAAUUUACCCGUAAAACAAAAUGAACAUCAGUCUCUUUCAUCUGUUGGUUUACUAGAAUUGGCUCACAGAGAAUAUCAAGCUGUUGACUACGAAAGUGCAGAAAAACAUUGCAUGCAAUUAUGGCGGCAGGAUAGUACAAACACAGGAGUUUUAUUAUUGCUGUCCUCUAUACAUUUUCAGUGCAGAAGACUUGAUAAAUCAGCACAAUUUUCUACAUUGGCAAUAAAACAGAACCCAGUGCUAGCUGAAGCUUAUAGUAAUUUAGGGAAUGUUUAUAAAGAACGUGGGCAACUGCAGGAAGCUUUAGACAACUAUCGCAGAGCUGUACGCCUAAAGCCAGACUUUAUUGAUGGAUAUAUCAACUUGGCUGCUGCAUUAGUAGCUGCGCGUGAUAUGGAAUCUGCUGUUCAAGCGUAUAUUACAGCAUUGCAAUAUAAUCCCGAGCUGUAUUGCGUGCGCAGCGAUCUGGGAAAUUUACUUAAAGCCCUUGGUCGUUUGGAAGAAGCUAAAGCCUGCUACCUGAAGGCAAUUGAAACAUGUCCUGGAUUCGCUGUUGCAUGGAGCAAUUUAGGGUGCGUGUUUAAUGCCCAGGGAGAGAUUUGGUUGGCUAUUCACCACUUUGAAAAAGCUGUUACUCUUGAUCCAAACUUUUUGGACGCAUAUAUAAAUUUGGGAAAUGUUCUUAAGGAGGCAAGAAUAUUUGACAGGGCUGUAGCUGCCUACUUACGUGCUUUAAACUUAUCCCCGAAUAAUGCUGUAGUUCAUGGAAAUUUGGCCUGCGUUUAUUAUGAACAAGGCCUUAUUGAUUUAGCUAUCGACACAUAUAGGCGGGCAAUAGAGCUGCAGCCAAAUUUCCCCGAUGCCUACUGCAAUCUUGCAAAUGCUCUUAAGGAGAAAGGGCAGGUUAAAGAAGCUGAGGAUUGCUAUAACACUGCACUAAGACUGUGUUCAAAUCAUGCAGAUUCCCUUAAUAAUUUAGCCAAUAUAAAAAGAGAGCAAGGGUACAUUGAAGAAGCAACUCGACUUUAUUUGAAAGCUUUGGAAGUGUUUCCUGAUUUUGCUGCCGCCCAUUCAAACUUGGCAUCCGUUUUGCAACAGCAAGGAAAAUUAAAGGAAGCAUUAAUGCAUUACAAAGAGGCCAUCAGAAUUCAGCCCACCUUUGCAGAUGCCUAUUCUAAUAUGGGAAACACCCUUAAAGAAUUACAAGAUGUCAGCGGAGCACUUCAAUGCUACACCAGAGCGAUUCAAAUUAACCCAGCCUUCGCUGAUGCCCAUAGUAAUUUGGCAAGCAUUCAUAAAGAUUCUGGCAAUAUUCCAGAAGCUAUUCAAUCUUAUCGAACAGCCCUAAAGCUAAAACCUGAUUUUCCUGAUGCUUAUUGUAAUUUGGCUCAUUGUUUGCAAAUCGUCUGUGAUUGGACUGACUAUGAUAUUCGAAUGAAGAAAUUGGUUAGUAUAGUUGCCGAGCAGCUUGAAAAAAACCGUUUACCAUCCGUGCAUCCACAUCACUCAAUGCUUUAUCCUUUGACACAUGAGUAUCGUAAAGCAAUUGCAGCCCGUCAUGCCAAUUUAUGUUUAGAAAAAGUUCAUGUGCUUCAUAAAAAACCGUAUAAUUUUUUAAAAGAAUUGCCAGCCAAUGCUAGGCUACGUAUAGGGUAUCUAAGCUCGGACUUUGGAAAUCAUCCUACCUCACACUUAAUGCAAUCUGUGCCAGGUCUCCACGAUCGUUCAAAAGUAGAGAUUUUCUGUUAUGCUUUAAGUGCAGAUGAUGGGACAACAUUUCGAUAUAAAAUCAGCAGAGAAUCUGAAAACUUUGUGGAUCUCUCACAAAUUUCUUGUAAUGGCAAAGCGGCAGAUAAAAUUUAUAAUGACGGUAUACAUAUUUUGGUAAAUAUGAAUGGAUACACGAAGGGAGCAAGAAAUGAAAUAUUUGCUCUUCGCCCUGCUCCAAUACAAGUAAUGUGGUUGGGCUAUCCAGGUACUAGUGGCGCUAGUUUCAUGGACUAUAUUAUUACUGAUGCUAUUACUAGUCCAAUGGAUUUGGCUUACCAAUACAGCGAGAAGUUGUCUUAUAUGCCGCACACAUAUUUCAUUGGCGACCAUAAGCAAAUGUUUCCACAUUUAAAAGAGCGGAUAAUUGUAUGUGACAAACAACAAUCCUCUGUUGUAGAUAAUGUAACGGUUAUAAAUGCCACGGAUUUAUCACCUCUAGUUGAAAAUACAGAUGUAAAAGAGAUUAAGGAAGUUGUUAACGUACAAAAACCAGUCGAAAUUACUCAUAAAGUCGCUGAGCUGCCAAAUACGACACAAAUAGUAUCAAUGAUAGCGUCUGGUCAAGUACAAACUUCUUUAAAUGGUGUUGUUGUUCAAAACGGAUUGGCUACUACCCAAACUAACAAUAAGGCCGCUACCGGUGAAGAGGUACCACAAAAUAUUGUAAUAACCACUCGUCGACAAUAUAUGUUACCUGACGACGCUAUUGUCUACUGCAAUUUUAAUCAGCUGUACAAAAUCGAUCCUCAAACACUUGAAUCUUGGAUACAAAUUUUAAAAAAUGUGCCUAAGUCAGUUUUGUGGUUACUGAGGUUUCCAGCAGUUGGUGAACAAAAUAUUAAAAAGACAGUUAGUGAUUUCGGAAUAUCUCCUGAUAGAGUAAUUUUUUCAAAUGUAGCUGCUAAAGAAGAACACGUACGUCGCGGUCAAUUAGCUGAUAUAUGUCUUGACACUCCAUUAUGCAAUGGACACACUACAUCUAUGGACGUCUUGUGGACGGGUACCCCUGUCGUAACUUUGCCAGGGGAGACAUUAGCCUCAAGAGUUGCUGCCUCUCAACUUGCUACUCUUGGAUGUCCAGAGUUAAUAGCUCGUACAAGAGAAGAAUACCAAAAUAUUGCUAUACGUCUGGGAACAAAAAAAGAAUAUUUGAAAGCCCUACGAGCAAAAGUAUGGAAAGCACGUGUGGAUAGUCCGUUAUUUGAUUGCGCGCAAUAUGCCAAAGGAUUAGAAAAAUUGUUUUUACGUAUGUGGAAUAAAUUUGAAAACGGUGAACAUCCUGAUCACAUAUCUGCGCUAUAAUAAAAGAAAAAUAAUGUCAAUUGAGAUUUUCACAUGCCAGUGGGAAUCAGAAGAAAAUUUAAAUUUUAAAUUGUAUAUGUGUUAAAUAUAUACAAGAGUUUUCUACCUAAGAAGACCCGAAAAGUUAAUACCCGAAUUCAUUUAUAAAAACCUACCUUUGAGAUGUUAGUUUUUGUUAGAAUUAAACACAGCUUAACAGAUACACUUGUAAGUAUCUUGUCAAGUUAAAAAAAAACAUGCUUAUAAAAAAUAAUCUUGAGUUUAAAGUCGCAUCGGCUUAAUCAUAAGUCAUAUAUAAUUAAAAUAUUAAAUUUCCCGUAAACAUUAUAAUAAAAUUAAUGAUUUUACGUUCGCUAAUUGCAAGAUACCGUAGAAACAUGGUAAAGAAUA